AUGUCCGAGAAAACAGGUCUCAUCGACUUUGCGUACGGUUCUGAGACAUUCCAAACCUACUACAAAGUUAUCGGAGACCUCUCCUCGUCCCGAACUCCUCUCGUUGUCCUACACGGCGGCCCCGGUAUUCCCCACUCGUACAUGUCCCCGCACGGCUCCCUCUGGGCAUCACACGGCAUCCCCGCCAUCUUCUACGACCAGGUCGGGGUCGGUAAAGCUACACAUCUUCCACACAAACCUUCCUCGUUCUGGACCGUCGAACUGUUCAUGGACGAACUCGACAACGUUCUCGCACACUUCGGCAUCGCAGAGAACUUUAUGCUACUUGGCCAUUCCUGGGGCGGAAUGCUAGCGGCGGAUUACGUCGCCACGAGGCGUCCCAAAGGGCUCAAGCGCCUCGUGCUGGUCAGUGCGCCCGCGUCGAUGCAGCUUUGGGAUGUGGGGAUAGAGAGGUUGCUGGCGUGGUUUCCAGAGGAUUUUGUGAAGAUGUUGAAGAAGCAUGAGGAGGAGGGCACGACUGAUGCCAAGGAGUAUCAAGAUGGGGUGAUGGAGUUCUAUAAGGUGCAUGUUUGUAGGACGGAUCCGUGGCCUGCGGACCUGGUGGCUGCGUUCGGGGCCAUGGAGGAGGAUAGCACGGUUUAUAAGACAAUGGCCGGACCUUCGGAGUUCAACAUCACUGGCUCAUUGAAGACGUGGUCCGUCGUGGACAAAAUCCAUCAUAUCAACUACCCAACGCUUCUCAUUAACGGAGCCGAGGACGAAGCGCAAGACUUGGUUAUGGCUCCGUUUUUCGAAGGGCUUGCGAAAGUGAAGUGGGUCAGGUUUGCGGAGAGCAGCCAUAUGGUAUUUUGGGAGGAGAAGGAGAGGUAUUUGACGGUGUUGGGGGAUUUCCUGAAGGCAUGAAGGUUGUGGAGUGGACGUCACCAUAGUAAUGCAAUGUGCCAGGAAUCGAACAGCGUGAAGAAUACAAUGAUUAUGA
This is a messenger RNA of Stereum hirsutum FP-91666 SS1, 979 nucleotides long. Its product is annotated as proline-specific peptidase. The coding region runs from base 1 to 903 and encodes 300 amino acids. Gene Ontology annotation, biological process: proteolysis. The record is from RefSeq and is a predicted model, not a curated record. Gene Ontology annotation, molecular function: peptidase activity. Lineage: Eukaryota; Fungi; Basidiomycota; Agaricomycetes; Russulales; Stereaceae. The transcript is spliced from 3 exons.